Molecule: messenger RNA, 5560 nt
Organism: Sebastes umbrosus (honeycomb rockfish)
Lineage: Eukaryota; Metazoa; Chordata; Actinopteri; Perciformes; Sebastidae
Gene: veph1
Product: ventricular zone expressed PH domain-containing 1
Exons: 15
Coding region: 752-3238 (828 amino acids)
Biological process (GO): regulation of signal transduction
Cellular component (GO): plasma membrane
Molecular function (GO): phosphatidylinositol-5-phosphate binding
Source: RefSeq, a predicted model, not a curated record
UUACUAUAUUUCCAGAGAGCACUUGAAGGCAGCACCCCAACCCAACCUGUCACCUCCCUCCAUCCACCUGUUGCUCCACAGGUGCGCUCUCACUGGCCGCACGAUGGCGCGCGUUCCACUGGUUGUCUGAGGAUGAAUGUGAUGAUGUGUUCUCUGCUCUGCUCUGCUCUGUGGGGGAACUUGAAGCUGUGCAGGGGUAAUAAUUUGUGUUGCUAUGUGCCCGCUUCGGACCGAGGUUUGGAGGUAUACUGAACGAAGCGCUGCAUUCACCGACUGUGCGUCCUCGUCCUGCACGGAGCAGGACUCCGCUGUAGAAAGACUGCCUUCUCCAGAAUAUGCCUUGUCUCCAUGGUAACAGGCCUCAGGCAGGCCCAGAAAAACGUCGGGCCAAACUCUUGUCCAACCUACCUGAUCCUGGACUGUACUGAAGAGGAUUUCCCUCCCCAAAAAAACAUGCAAUUUGUGAAAUAUUAGUAAUGUUCUCUUUUACUCCUUGUAGUUAUUUUACAAGUUAGAGUGCAUUAACAGUUCCCCCGAGAAUGCCUAAAAUAGUGCUUGAAAAUUUGUCAUUUAUGCAGAGGACAUUGUACACUCUCUAAACGGUCCCCUAAAACCAAGAGGAAAACUUUAUUCAAAAGUUUGCUUUCCUUGAUCAUUAUGUCAGGGAUAUAUUCACACUCAAUUAAGGGUUCUUAAACUGGGCAUUACCAGUCCCAAACUGGUCUGAAAGGAGUCCUAAACCAAGACCAGGAUGCACCAGCUGUUCAGCCAGGUGCUGGGGCAGAGGGAUCUGUCCAGAGCGGGCGAUCUGUUUUCUCUGGAGGACACAGAGAUCGAAGCCUGUUUGUCUCAGGCUCUGGACCAGAUCAAGGCCAUCUCCUGCUCACAGGACUAUUUGACCAAUGACAAUGACCAGGCAGUGGUGGAGAUUUGCAUAACGCGCAUCACCACGGCCAUAAGGGAGACGGGCUCCAUCGAGCAACACAGCACGGCGCUGGUGGGGCUUUGGGAGUCGUGUCUUGAGCAUAACCUCACCCCGCAAGGUGAAAACACAGAGGACACGCCACAUACCAAGAUAGCCUCCGACAUCACCAGCUGUAUCCUGCAGAACUACAGCUGUCCUUCAGUCAUGGUGCUGGCCGUCCCUGUAGCGGUGCGUUUCCUGCAGAGAGGGAACAGGGAGCUGAGCAGGAACAUGUCCAGUUAUCUCUCCCUGGCUGCUAUCGCCAAGGCUGAUCUGCUGGCUGAACACACGGAGGCCAUAACACUCAGUGUGCUGGGAGGUAACCACAUGCUGUUACGAGUGUUACCCUCAGUCUACCCCAGACAACCAGAUACCAUCCACUUUCACCUAGGCAACCUCACUGCGAUGAUGUCACAGCUGGAGUCCCCAGAGCAACAACACCUGAUCAGACUCAUUCAAAUUGUUGCCGAGCAACACCCACUUAUGUUGAGCCCUCAGGUGCCCACACUAGUCAGUUACCUAGGAGACCAAUCCCUAACAGAGGCCCUACUGGGCGCGCUGGUGGACGUGUCACAGGCCAGCCCUUCCUCACUGGUCAGCUUUCUCCCAACGCUGAGGAUUGUGGGACAACAAUGCCCUGCUUUCCUGGGUCACGUAGCCAAAAUCCAUGGUGCCGUGGGUAUCAUCAGUGAGACUCAUGCUCACAGUGUGUUGGUCUACCUGGUGUCCUGUCUGGGCAGCAUGGAGCACAGCUUUCACCACACACUGCUGCUGGAGAUCAGAGCUCUGACCGACCGCUACCCUUCUUUACUGGGAGGCUGCGGUAAAGACAUCUACCGGAUGAGCAACUCGUUCACUGCUAUAGCCCGACUGCUGGGGAGAAGACUGGAGGAGAGCACGGCCAUGCACUGCAGGGUAGAUGAGGCGUGCCCGCCGUCUCCCUGUGCAUCUCUUCCAGGGGCAGGAAGGGGGUCAGAGCAGCGGCUGCAGGUGAAGAUCCAGGCCUUUGAGGAGAAAAUGGGCGAGGAGGGGGGACAGGGAGCGGGGGAGGAGGCGGAGGACUCUCCUGCUCCCCAGCGACGCUACAGCCUGAGCCAAGCCGUCAGGGAGGAGAGACGAGAAAUGAGAUUCAACAGGUCAAAGAGCCUGGCCCUCCACGCUGUACGCUCGCGCUCCAUCAACUCAGACACUGGGGAGGACGGUGAAUGCUUGGAGCCAAGUCCAGAUAACAUCUUCUCCAACACACUGGUGAAUUCACACUCAGAAAACCAGGAAGCCUUGCCCUCUGAGAGGACACUGACGGGUGACGACUCGCUGCUCAUCACAGCCGCCCUGGACAGAGGGGUCAAAGAGGCUGAGAAAGGUCAAAGCAGAGUAAAGGAGGAGGAGGAGCAGGAGGAUGAUGACAGACUCUUCGUCCAUUUAAGAGACAAUAUGGAGACCAUCAGAGAGUUCUGUAGAGACAUGGUGCAGCAGAUCCCCAUACCGGAGCAGUGCACGAUAGAAGAUUCAAAUCGAGGAUGUGUGGCCAAGCUGUCGUUCUCCUGUCCUCUUAAGGGCCACUACUGUCUGUACGCCAAGUCCUGCUUCAACCUGACCAGCCGACAGCCUCAUCUUUGGAUACACAUCAUGCUGCUGCAUCUACAGAGUAAAUCGAGUGUCGCACUGGUCUCCAGGGACGAGUGUGUCCAGAGGCUUGCUUCUCUUUGGGAGAAGACGCAGUUGAAAGGAGCUCACAGCUUCCACAUGGCUAUGACGCAGCACACCACCCCACACAGGAAGGACCUGGACAGUCUCCAGAUUCAGCUGGAGGAGGUGCGUUUCUUUGACUUGUUUGGCUACAGCGAGGAAGAGGGAGGUUGGCUCUGCUUCAUGUGUAACAACCCAGAGAAAGCCACAGUUGUGAACCAGGAGGGACAGCCUCUGAUCGAGGGGAAGCUGAAGGAGAAGCAGGUCCGCUGGAAGUUUAUCAAGCGCUGGAAAACCCGUUACUUCACCUUGGCAGGAAACCAGCUACUCUUCCGGAGAGGCAAAUCAAAGGAUGAGCUGGAUGACAUCCCUAUUGAGCUGAGCAAGGUGCAAAGUGUCAAGGUGGUAGCUAAGAAGCGGCGUGAUCGGGGCCUGCCGCGGGCCUUUGAGAUCUUCACAGACAGUAAGACGUACGUGCUGAAAGCUCAGGAUGAGAAACACGCUGAGGAGUGGCUGCAGUGCAUCAACGUGGCCGUGGCUCAGGCCAAAGAGAGGGAAAACAGAGAGGCUACCACCUACCUGUAACAGGGUAACAGCAACACAGUUAACUAAUGAGGACACAUACUGUACAUGUGCAGACUAUUGACAAUAUGCAUAUAAACUCAUACAUACUGUAUACAGACAAACACAUACACUGAGUAACAUUUUCAAAAACAUCCACUGCCAGUAGCAUAACUUUGUAUGUGUAAUUGGUAGUAUACACCAAUAUUCAAAAACAAUCAAAAAACCUUUUUAUGCAGUACAAAAAGACGUUAAAUAAACCAGCAAUAAGAGACUGUAUGGUCUGUAUCCAGCAGAAUGAGGGAUGUUACUGUGACUUACUGUUACUGUAGACCAUCAUUAAUUAAUGUUACAAUACACAAGUAUUAAAGAUUGAAGUUACACAUGAUCUUCACCUGACUGGAUCUUACAAUACGGACAUUUCAACUUCCUCUGCCUGAGCCCAGACACUACUACGAGCUUCAACAACCAAACAAAACCAGCAUCUGUGGAAACUUGGGAUUUCUGGGUUUAAUGAUGCGUGAUGAUUGAGAUGUAUUUGAGGCCAGAGUAGCAUUUAGCAAUAAAGACUUCAUGGAAGCACCGACCUCAUAAGGACUUGAAGCAAUAAUGAGACUGAACAGUUUCUCUUGAAAGCAGGAAGGAUGAGGAGGAAGAGGAGCCUAAUGGACAGCAGAUGGGAAGGGCAUUCAAUACUGGAAUUGUGUGUGCAUGUGUGUGUGAGAGAGAGUAUGAUGGAGCCUUAAAGGAGUAGUUCAACAUUUUGGGAAACAAGCUUAUUCACUUUCUUGCUGAGAGUCAUGUCUGUACACUAAAUAUGAAGCCACAGCCAGAAGACAGUUGGAAACAGACAGCCUGGCUCUGUCUAAAGGUGACCAUAUCACGCGUACUAGUCAACAACUUAUAUUUCGUUUAUUUAAUCUGUAUAAAAAACAAAGUAAAACGCUUUUUGUGGUUUUAUGGGGGGCUAUGUACGGGACUAUUUCUUGGCCAGGCGCAGUGACUUCCUUGGUUCUCCGCUGGUUGCCUGGCAACCUCAUAGUGACGUAAAGACUUCAUGAAGUCACUGCUCCCAACCAAGAAAUAGUUCCACAUAUAACCCCUUGUCAAACCACAAAUUAUUGAUCUCUGCAGAAAAGCUUGAGCACUGCUCCCACAGAGAUGGUUUGCGGAGCUCACAGAGAGCUGCCGAGACGUGCCACGCACCUCCUGAAAAAUGUUACUACGUGCCAGGCACCGCGGACGGACAAGUACCUCACAUCCGUUACAACAACAACAACCUUAUUAAUUCUAGGCAUAAGAACUCCUCAUCAUCAUCCAAAUCUUCCAUAAUUUUUCCAGCCAUGGAGUUGUGUUGGGCCAAACAUAUAUGUAACUAUUGAAUCACACCUAUCAAAUGAAUCAAAGACCACUGCAGGUCCAAAUCAAAAAGAAAUGACAUGCUAUUCGCAAUCCGCUGCAGUUCUAUGUAUGUCUGCCGUGCGCGAGAGGUGCUUGCACCAGAACAGAACGCAUAGGUGCAAAGCUGCAGAAGUAUAAAUCCGGCAUUAGACAGAGCCUGGCUAGAGGUAUCCCUGUUUCACACCCUUUAUGCUAAGCUAUGAUAACCAGCUUGCUAGCUUCAUCUUUACCGUACAGACAUGAGAGUGAUAUUGAUCUUCUCAUUUAAGGGUGCUUUCACACCAUUAGUUUGGUUCAUUUGGUCCGGACCAAGGGGAAAAAAAUAUAUAUUGUUGCAUUUAAGUUCUGGUUCGGUUUCUGUUCACACUGACUUUUUACAAACGAACCAGAGGAGUUAACAUGAAGUUAUACAGACUGACAGGUAACUCACUGAAUGUCAUCCUGCAUCAUCAGGAUCCACAUGGGGAAAUCAAAUUCUGUUGACUGACAGACGUUUAUGCAGCACUUUAAUGCUUCUGAUGUGUAUAUUUAUGUUCUUUGGUGUGACAAAGAGCUCAUGAAGAAACGACUGAUUAGAACCGUUAUUAGUGAGCUAUUAUUAGACUGCAAGUUGAUUUAUGUUAUGAAUAAUAAUGACUGAACAGGACUGUACAAAAGCCGCUUUGCGUGCUCCCAGAUGACUGGUGGGGGACAUUCACGGACAUGCACAUGAGGCGUCUCGUACAGUGAUGAUUCGGGGCUUAUUACUGUGGGAUCACUAUCACACACUUUUUAAUGGACUUAAUGAACUGACAAAGUACACAGAGUCGGAUACGAGCAUAGCAGUUUUAACAGCUUGUGACCUUUCAAGGAAAAUAUCCACGCUGACGUGCAUAUGUGUUACCAUGGUUACCAAAUGAUAUAUAUACAUGGCCUUAUACAGAUCAAUUAUGAGAUCGCUUCCUG